AUGGAGUUAAACAGGGCCACUAGGGACGGUGAGGAGAUUCAGUACUGGGAGUGUGACACGCUCACCCAGGUCUCAGCAAGAAUUCUCGAAAAAUUACGGAGAAAAGCCCAAUUGGAACCGGAAUCAAAGGUGACCUUGGUGAUUGCAGACCCUGCUCUUUAUGAUAAUGGGAAGCUAGAAGUUGUUCCUCUGAUCAGCACAGUCAACCUCUUGCCGCGAAUCAAUGUCGUGUUGGUCGAGUCAUGGGAAGAGUUGAUAAUGCUAACCAAAAGCCAUUACACUCCUGGUUCUCCAAUGGCACCAGGAUGCGUGGAUGAGAAUUGCAAAACGUUAGUAUUCUACCGGGUGUUAGAGCACUUUUCGGAGCAACUAGAUGGGCAGAAAGUUAACUACUGGGGGAAUCUCUUAUACAAAUUGAUAAAGGUGACGAGAUGCGAGGUAGACUGUGUGGAAGUUGGGGUGGACGAGACCCAAGUGCCCAACACCGAAGCAUCAUCGGAUAUGAUCUCGCUAGAGCUACUUUUAUCUAAAUGGAUGAAUAUCGAAUAA
This is a messenger RNA of Hyphopichia burtonii NRRL Y-1933, 549 nucleotides long. RefSeq lists its product as uncharacterized. The record is from RefSeq and is a predicted model, not a curated record. The transcript has a single exon. Lineage: Eukaryota; Fungi; Ascomycota; Pichiomycetes; Serinales; Debaryomycetaceae. Bases 1 to 549 code for a protein of 182 amino acids.